AAACCGAAACUAAUUCUGCUCAAGCAUACAGAGUGCCAGGUGGCGCAACGUGUCUUUUGUCCAAGAAAUCGAGAGUGCACGGGCGUGCCAACUAACCUUGACGCUGCCAUAAACGUCGUCACUUGGCGUUAUAGCUGCGUUAAAUCUCGUUUAAUUCCCCUAGUUAAUUAUGCCAUCGCCGAGCGAAGGAGAGCACGAAGGGGGGUUCAGUUUCCGUAACUGGAUAUCACGUUUACCGCCGUUUACAGCAGACAACAUCUACAGGAUCUACCUGCCGAUCGCGGGUGCAGUCAGCUACUGCACGUUUUCGGUAACCGUUUUUAUACCAGAAUUUCUCUCAAGGUUAUAUCCAGACCAGAGCGUGAUGGUGGCCAACUGCCUGCUGUUCAACUCCCACGUCGGCACAGGGCUGUACGUCUACUUCAGGCCCCACAUGAGGAAGGCACAGCCGUACCACCGCGUCAUGUACAGCGCCUACCAGGCCGUGCUCUUCAACUUCGGCUCUGUACUUCUCUGGGCAGUGACCAAGUCGCUGCUUCCACAGUCCCACCUGGUGCGCUCCAUCUUUGCCGUCUCCACGUCAGCGUGCUUUCUCACCAUUGGCAAAGAAUAUUUAGACUUCCUAGAUGCACCAAGCUCCGAGCAGGGUACGGCACCAACCUCGUACACAUCGGUGUGAAGAGCUGUCGGGUUUUAUUAGCAAGGCCUGUCCAAUAAUUGUUCAAUCAUUGGCGAUUAUUCAACGAGCUGACGAUUGUUCAGUCGACGGCAAGCAUAUCUCAAAGUAGGGACGCACAGUUAGUGCAAGCUGUUUGCACAACUGCUGGCAAAGAGGAAACAAAAGUGCAAACUAUAGGGAAGCUACCCAUGGGUGUAAAGCUCAAAUGAGUUUGAAGGAAAAUAAAUUUUUAGUGUCCUUCCCUCCAACAGCGUUAGUGCACGAGUGCUUUGAAACAAAGUUGAAGAACGUCAAGUUGCUUGUUUUUGGUGAGGCCUUAUUAUGCUGCCUGAAUUAAGUCCAUUCGUUUACUCGAAAAGAAAAUUGAUUGGUUGCUGUCGUCAAGAGCUAUGUUCACUAGUUUAGCGAAGCGUCGGAUAUUUGUAUGUUUUUUUCUCGUUGUGGCAUUUUGCGAUUGCACACGAACCAAGGUGUAGGUGAGAUUUACUAUUGUUAAAAGCAUUCCCGCCAGCCACCAGUCCUGCUCAAUUGGUUUUAUUCACUAGUCUUCGAGGUCAUGAGACUGUGCAGCUUUUUAACUGUAGAUUGCUUGCCACACAUCAGCAGGUUACUACCAUUCAGAUCUGCAAGUGGAUUGCUAGCAUUUUUGUCUCGAAAUAAAUGGUCUAGGAAGCAUUCAGCUGUGAAAUGAAAAUGAAAGGUCAUCAGCAAAAUGUUCUCUCGAAUAAAGCUAUUUUCUGCUGUCAAA
This is a messenger RNA of Ixodes scapularis (black-legged tick), 1427 nucleotides long. RefSeq lists its product as uncharacterized. The coding region runs from base 170 to 679 and encodes 169 amino acids. The transcript has 2 exons. The record is from RefSeq and is a predicted model, not a curated record. Lineage: Eukaryota; Metazoa; Arthropoda; Arachnida; Ixodida; Ixodidae.